Penicillium samsonianum is the source of this 1151-nucleotide messenger RNA. RefSeq names its product SIR2 family NAD-dependent protein deacylase. Bases 36 to 995 code for a protein of 319 amino acids. The record is from RefSeq and is a predicted model, not a curated record. Lineage: Eukaryota; Fungi; Ascomycota; Eurotiomycetes; Eurotiales; Aspergillaceae. The transcript is spliced from 2 exons. Gene Ontology annotation, molecular function: protein-succinyllysine desuccinylase activity; protein-malonyllysine demalonylase activity; NAD+ binding.
CUCGUCCAUCUUCAAAUCCCUGUGACGUAAAGGCCAUGGCUUCGUCCGCAAAGAGCAUUGUGCCGGCCGCUGACCUUCAGUCAUUCACUGAAUAUUUGAAAGGCUGCAAGCGCAUCGUCGCUCUUCUUGGAGCUGGAAUCUCAGCAUCAUCAGGCUUACCCACCUUCCGUGGCGCGGGCGGACUCUGGCGAGCCCACGAUGCAACCUCCCUUGCGACUCCAGAAGCCUUCGAUGAAACUCCCGGUCUCGUCUGGCAGUUCUACAGCUAUCGGCGACACAUGGCCUUACAGGCCGACCCAAACAAAGCACACUACGCCUUAGCGGAGCUAUCGCGAAGGAAUGAAGACUUCAUCACAUUGAGCCAAAACGUUGACGGUCUCUCUCAGCGAGCCAACCAUCCCUCGAAGCAGCUGCAUCUUCUUCACGGCACUCUGUUCACUGUGAAAUGCAACAAUUUCUUUUGCAACUACAGCGAAGACAACUACACAGACCCCAUCGUUCCCGCCCUUGAAAUCCCAAAAAAGAGUUCAGGCCUUAACCCCUCUGCGACCGACAAGACCGGCGAGGAAGCAUCGAAAGCGAUCGCAGAAGCGCUGGACCCCACGAGCAACGAGGUCGACAUCUCCGAUGCCAGCAAUCCUAUCGCCACAGUGAACAAAAAGGACCUACCCCAAUGCCCGAAAUGCAAGGAUGGCUUGCUCCGACCGGGAGUCGUGUGGUUUGGAGAACCCUUGCCGGAGAAGACGAUCAAUGCUGUCGAUAAGUGGAUCGCGGCGGGUCCAAUUGACCUGUGUUUGGUCAUUGGCACCAGUGCGAGGAUCUGGCCAGCUGCGGGGUAUGUCCACGAAGCUCGUUCGCAGGGCGCCCGAGUUGCAGUGUGCAAUAUGGACCCCAAGGAUACACCGGGUGAACUUCAUUACGGUGACUGGUUCUUCCAGGGAGAUGCGGGUGUUAUUGUCCCUGAGAUACUCAAGAGCGUUAUUGGCGAGAUUUGAUUUCUAUGGGGGGGUGGAUAGCGGCGAAAUUUGAUAUUGGGUUUUACAUAAACUGGCGAUGAUGAGACACAUGAUGGUUAGAUGAUAAGGAGCUUCGGAUUUCAUAGAGUUACUAUUCCAAGGUGAAUCUACGGAGUUGUGCCAUUUUCCAUCAAU